Messenger RNA from Pelmatolapia mariae (spotted tilapia), 1239 nucleotides. It is a transcript of the gene rxfp3, whose product is annotated as relaxin family peptide receptor 3. NCBI's taxonomy places the organism in Eukaryota, Metazoa, Chordata, Actinopteri, Cichliformes, Cichlidae. The transcript has a single exon. The record is from RefSeq and is a predicted model, not a curated record. Gene Ontology annotation, molecular function: C-C chemokine receptor activity; C-C chemokine binding. The coding region runs from base 1 to 1239 and encodes 412 amino acids. Gene Ontology annotation, biological process: calcium-mediated signaling; positive regulation of cytosolic calcium ion concentration; G protein-coupled receptor signaling pathway. Gene Ontology annotation, cellular component: membrane; external side of plasma membrane.
AUGUCUGGAGAAUUUAGCGACACUGCUUAUGAAGGCUCGGCAGGGAUUGUCUAUGCUGCUUCCUUUAACUUGAGCUAUGUUUUCAACACGACCAACAGCUCGUACGAGGACUACCUCCACCUGUCAGACUCUGAGAAAGCUGACUCUGUGGGAGAUGGAGCCGCUGUUGUAAGGAUUAUCAUCUCGGUCAUUUACUCUCUGGUUUGCGCGCUGGGUCUGGUUGGAAACCUGCUGGUCUUGUACUUAAUGAAGUCUAAACAUGUGUGGAAAAAAUCUUCCAUCAACCUUUUCGUAACUAGUUUGGCGGUGACUGACUUCCAGUUCGUCCUGACUCUGCCCUUCUGGGCUGUAGAAAACGCUUUGGACUUCACUUGGCUUUUCGGCAAAGCGAUGUGCAAAAUAGUGUCCUAUGUGACGGCAAUGAACAUGUACGCCAGCGUUUUUUUCCUGACCGCCAUGAGCGUGGCGAGGUACUGGUCACUCGCGUCUGCCCUGAAAGGCAGGCGGAGGCGGGCUCACUGCUGUUCCGCGCGGUCCAUCACCGUUAUCAUCUGGGUUUCCGCCGUCUCCGCCGCUCUGCCGCACGCGGUUUUCUCCACGACGGUGACAGUUUCCAACGAGGACCUGUGCCUCGUUAAAUUCCCGGAAACCAACGGAUCGGCGCAGUUUUGGCUCGCGCUCUAUCACUCUCAAAAAGUGUUGCUCGGCUUCGUGGUGCCUCUGGGCAUCAUCUCAGCCUGCUACCUGCUCCUUUUGCGCUUCAUCACCUCCAAAAACAUCAACACCUCGAGCGCCAAGCGACGAGCCAAAGUCACAAAGUCCGUCACCAUAGUGGUCUUGUCCUUCUUUCUUUGCUGGCUGCCCAACCAGGCUCUCACAGCCUGGGGCAUCCUCGUGAAACUUAACGUGGUUCACUUCAGUUACGAGUACUACAGCAUGCAAGUGUACGUGUUCCCCGUGUCCGUGUGCCUUGCGCACUCCAACAGCUGCCUGAAUCCCAUCCUGUACUGUCUUAUGAGGCGGGAGUUCAGAAAAGCGCUGAAAAAACUCUUCUGGCGGAUGACAUCGCCGACUCUGACCACCUUAAGACCGAUCACAGCCACCACAAAGCCGGAGGCUGACGAGCAAGGGCAGGUCCUGGUCCCCGUGUGCGCACCCGAGGAGCCCGCAGUGGUGUUUUAUCCUCCCGGGGAAGUGAUUUACAAUGACAGGCGAGACCUACCCCAGAACAGCGCUUAA